Messenger RNA from Parascedosporium putredinis, 1896 nucleotides. Lineage: Eukaryota; Fungi; Ascomycota; Sordariomycetes; Microascales; Microascaceae. The record is from the annotation of a GenBank genome assembly.
AUGGCCCUGGUCACUGUCGCCGCGGCCACACUGCCGAGUGUGCCCCUCGAUUUCCUCGGGAACCGUGAUCGCAUCUUGGAGUCCAUCCGCCUAGCCAAGAAGCAUGGAGCCACCCUGAGAACCGGCCCGGAGCUGGAAAUCCCCGGGUACUCGUGCCUCGAUCACCACUUGGAAGGCGACACCUUCCUCCACUCGUGGGAGGUCUUGGCCGAGAUCAUCUCCGACGAGGCCUGCAAGGACAUGCUCAUCGACCUCGGCAUGGGCGUGCGCCACCGCAACGUGCGCUACAACGCCCGCGUGCUGUGCACCUACCGCAAGAUCUUUUGCAUUCGCCCCAAGAUGGCCCUGGCCAACGACGGUCUCUACCGCGAGGCCAGGCACUUUACCGCCUGGACCAAGCAGCGCCAGAUCGAGACCUACUACCUCGAAGGCGUUGUGCAAAAGGUCACCGGCCAGCGCUCCGUCCCCAUCGGCGACAUGAUCUUGUCGACGCCUGAUACGGCCGUGGCUUGCGAGUCGUGCGAGGAGAUGUUUGUGCCGUUGAACCCGUCAAUUUUUACCGGCCUCAAUGGUGCUGAAAUCAUUCUCAACUCGAGUGCUUCCCAUGCCGAGCUCCGAAAGCUACGAACGAGGCUAGAGCUCAUUGCCAACUCCACGAGGAAGCUUGGCGGCAUCUACGUGUAUGCCAACGCAACCGGCGUGGACGGCGAAGCCCGCAUGAUGCACGACGGCAGCAGCAUGGUCAUCCAAAACGGCGAGGUCCUGGCCCAGGGCAGCCAAUUCUCCCUCGCGCCCGUGGAAAUCACCGUCGCCACGGUCGACAUUGAAAAGUGCGACAUCGUGCUGUCCCACCCGUCCGAGGAGAUUUGGCUGCGCGACUCGCCCGAGAUCUCCCAGCCGCGCGAGCUGCGCAUCAUGGAUCCCAUGGAGGAGAUCCACCUCUCCACCACCGUGUACUUGUGGCACUCGACCGUCGCGCUCUUCGUGUACGGCAUGGCGCGUAUCGUGCUCGACUCCAUCGCUGCCGGGGAAACCACGACGCUCGCGGACCUGCGGAGGGUCACGGGCGAUAAGAGCUUCUCGCCCAAGACGCCCGAGGAGAUUGUCAACCGUCUGCUGCACACGUGCUACAUGGGUACCGUCAACUCGUCGGGCGAGACCGAGGGCCGCGCUAAGAAGUUGGCGGAGAAGCUGGGCGCGUUCCACUCCAAUAUCACCAUUGACGAGACCGUGGCUGCCAACGAGAUCAUGAUCCAAAAGGCGCUCAACUUUAAGCCCAAGCGCGCAGCCGCAUGGGCCGGGACCCCGCUGCUCGUUUUGGGCUCGGGUAACGUCGAUGAGAACCUCCGCGGCUACUUUACCAAGUACGACGCCAGCUCUGCCGACAUCGCGCCCCUUGGCAGCAUCUCCAAGAACGACGCCAAAGCCUUCCAGCGCUGGGCUAGGCACCAUUGGGACCUGCCCAUCCUGACCGAGUUCAUCGAGGCAACCCCGACGGCCGAACUUCUGCCCCUCUCGGCCGGCGUCCAGGACGACGAGUCUGAGAGUGAGAUGGGCAUGUCGUACGACGAGCUCUCCGUCUUUGGUAUCCUCCGCAAGGUCGACAAGCUCGGCCCCUGGUCCGCCUACCUCCGCCUCCUCAGCGACUGGCGCGACCGCCCGGGCUACGGCCCCCGCCAGAUCGCGGAAAAGGUCUUCCGCUUCUACCGCUACUACGCCAUCAACCGCCACAAGGCCACCAUCAACACCCCGAGCAUCCACCUCUGCCCCUACAACCCGGACGACAACAGGCACGACCUCCGGCCCUUCUUGUACGUGGUCGACUGGCCCUGGCAGUUUAGGAAGAUUCGGGCCCAUGUGGAGAAAUUGGAGCAGGGCCUCGCUACUAGGAAGUAA